This is a messenger RNA of Nylanderia fulva, 2097 nucleotides long. Its product is annotated as glucose dehydrogenase [FAD, quinone]-like. Gene Ontology annotation, molecular function: flavin adenine dinucleotide binding; oxidoreductase activity, acting on CH-OH group of donors. The record is from RefSeq and is a predicted model, not a curated record. Lineage: Eukaryota; Metazoa; Arthropoda; Insecta; Hymenoptera; Formicidae.
GAAACCAAAUAUGCAGAAUAAGCAGUAUAUAACAAUGUGUAGAUGAAUUUUGCUGUAUCGUUCUGUUGAAGAUGUCCAAGUUAUUUAUCAAGCUGUAUACAUAACGAAUGUAAGCUCGUUCUCUAAUGAUUGAGCAACUGUACAACAAAUAUCGAAAUUCAGCAAGAUGGCUUGCUUUGAUCAGUUAUUAUUAACUACACCUAUACCUAUGCAAAUGUUUCUAAUGUUACUGGGGACUAUGAUUGUUAUUUACCGCCCGGACAUAGUAGACGUGGAAAAUAGCGUUCAGUCGACGAAAGACUUAUCAUCUGAAUAUGAUUUUGUGAUAAUUGGCGGUGGAUCUGCUGGUUGUGUGCUAGCCAAUCGAUUGUCGGAAAAUUAUACUGUACUCUUGCUCGAAGCCGGAGGCAACGAAGAGUACAUAUCCGACAUACCAUAUACUGUUGGAAGUUUGAUGCGUACACCCUACGAUUGGAAUUAUACAACGGUACCAUCGCCUAAUUACUGCUUGUCCAUGAAUGGCCAUAACUGCUUUUGGUCACGAGGAAAGGUGCUGGGUGGUUGCAGCGUCGUAGGUGCAUGGAUUUACACACGCGGUAACAAAAAGGACUAUGAUUCUUGGGCAAGUCUAGGCAAUGAGGGAUGGGAUUACGACAAUGUUUUGCAGUAUUUUAAAAUAUCCGAAGAUAUGAGAGACGAGGAACUCGUCAAUUCGUUUUAUCAUGGCACGAGAGGAUACUUGCCGGUAGAGACUUUCAAAUACAAUGCGCCAAUAGACGAUUGCAUUCUUCGAGCCGGUGAAGACAUGGGAUACAAAAUACAAGAUUUAAAUGGCGCAAAUAGGACUGGUUUUUCAUUACAAUAUGGUACAUUAAGAGAUGGAUUAGGGUGUAGCACUGCCAAAGCCUUCCUCCGACCCAUUUCAAAGAGGAAGAAUCUAAACGUCAGCUUAAAUUCGUUCGUGGAAAAAAUAUUAGUGAUAGAAGAUAGUGGUUCAAAGGUAGCAUUCGGAGUACUAUUUCGUAGAGAUCAGCAACUUUUCAAAAUCAAGGCGAAACACGAAGUGAUUCUUUCUGCCGGUUCAAUUAAUUCGCCGCAACUACUGAUGCUUUCGGGGAUCGGGCCAAGAAAACAUCUCCAAGAGAUGAACAUACCUGUGGUGCAUGAUGCACCAGGUGUAGGACAGAAUCUUCAGGAUCACGUAGGAAUGACCGGAAUAAGUAUUAUUAUCGAUCCUUCCAACGAAAUAAACCAGUCUGCUAGCCUCACCACGAAUUGUACUGCGGUCGCAGAUAUGGAAAGUAUUAUAGAAUUGAUGCAAAAAAACUGUUCUUCCCCUCUUUAUUCGAAUGUUUUAAGCGGAGGAAUUGCGUUUGUCUAUAGCAAAUUUGCGGAUAGGAAGACUGAUUGGCCGGACAUACAGCUAGAAUUUUCGAGCUGCUCCGAUUAUUCAUGUCUCAUAGGAGGCUUAUACAAUAUGAAGGAAGAAGAUAUUAACGCUUUGAGUAAAAAUAUUGCAGACGUUCAAGGUUACGGAGUUUCCCCGCAAUAUGUGAGACCAGAGAGCAGAGGCUACAUCGAACUCAAUUCGUCUGAUCCGAUAGAUCCUUCCAAAAUAUUUCCAAAUUAUUUCAAAAAUCCUCGUGAUCUUGAAACUUUAGUGGCCAGCGUGGAAAUCAUAAAAGAGAUUGUUCGCACUCCUACCAUGCAAAAGUUAAAUGCGCGCCUUAAUACGAAUAAGUUACCAGAAUGUUCGCAAUAUGACAUUUCGACGGAUGAUUAUUGGCGUUGCUAUGCGCGUCAUGCCACAGCAACAAAUUUUCAUUCGGUUGGCACUUGUAAGAUGGGACUAGCCAAUGAUAGCUAUGCUGUUGUCGACUCUAGAUUAAGAGUCUACGGAAUUAAAAAAUUACGUGUAAUUGAUGCAUCGAUCAUGCCGCACAUAGUUUCGGGUAACACAAACGCGCCGACAAUUAUGAUAGCAGAGAAAGGUGCAGCUAUGAUAAAAGAGGAUUGCUCAUGAAUAUUUGAUUACUACUAUAUACUGAUAUUUGAUAAAAAACGCAAAAUAUAUCCUACACACACACACACACACAC